Molecule: messenger RNA, 2976 nt
Organism: Anoplopoma fimbria (sablefish)
Lineage: Eukaryota; Metazoa; Chordata; Actinopteri; Perciformes; Anoplopomatidae
Product: arg8-vasotocin receptor-like
Exons: 2
Coding region: 13-1212 (399 amino acids)
Biological process (GO): regulation of systemic arterial blood pressure by vasopressin; positive regulation of vasoconstriction; G protein-coupled receptor signaling pathway
Cellular component (GO): membrane
Molecular function (GO): peptide binding; vasopressin receptor activity
Source: RefSeq, a predicted model, not a curated record
GCAGCAGACACCAUGCUCUUCUCAUGCAACAUCACGGGGAGAAACUGCAGCGACGGGAACAGCAGCAGCACCGGGACCGGGACCGGGACCGGGAACCGCACAGACCCGUUCGGGAGGAACGAGGAGGUGGCCAAGCUGGAGAUCACCGUCCUCAGCGUGGUGUUCGUUGCAGCCGUGCUGGGGAACCUGAGUGUCCUUCUGGCCAUGCACCGCACCCGGAGGAAACCAUCCCGAGUUCACCUGUUCAUGAAGCACCUGAGCCUGGCCGACCUGGUGGUGGCCUUCUUCCAGGUGCUCCCUCAGCUCUGCUGGGAGGUCACCUACCGCUUCUCCGGGCCCGACCCCCUGUGCAGGGUGGUGAAGCACCUGCAGGUUCUCGGGAUGUUCGCCUCCACCUACAUGAUGGUGAUGAUGACCUUGGACAGGUACAUCGCCAUCUGCCACCCGCUGCAGACGCUCCAGCAUCCAACGCAACGAGCACACUUGAUGAUUGGAUCCACCUGGUUGUGCAGCCUGGUCCUCAGCAUCCCGCAGUACUUCAUCUUCUCCCUGAGCGAGGUGCAGCCGGGUUCGGAGGUGUUCGACUGCUGGGGUCACUUCGUGGAGCCGUGGGGGCUGCGUGCGUACAUCACCUGGAUGACGGCCGGGAUCUUCAUCGUGCCAGUGGCCGUGCUCGUCUUCUGCUAUGGUCUCAUCUGCUGGACCAUCUGGAGGAACCUCAAGUGCAAGACCAGGAGGAGGACAGAGGACACCAAGGAUGGGUUCCUGGGUCGGGGGUCUGUCAGCGGCGUUGGCACCAUCUCCCGUGCCAAAUUACGCACGGUGAAGAUGACCUUCGUGAUCGUGCUGGCCUACGUGGUGUGCUGGGCUCCGUUCUUCACGGUGCAGAUGUGGUCGGUGUGGGACAAGAGCUUCUCCUGGGCCGACUCUGAGAACACCACGGUGACGCUCACCGCCCUGCUGGCCAGCCUCAACAGCUGCUGCAACCCCUGGAUCUACAUGGUCUUCAGUGGACACUUGCUCUCGGACUUCGCCCGCAGCCUGCCGUGCUGGCGUCCGCUCAGGAGCAAGUUCAGCCAGCAGGACUCGGACAGCAGCAGCGUCCGCCGGACCACGCUGCUGUCCCGCCUGCAGGGUCCGCGACUCUCCGAGCCCUCCAGGGACCUGGACCCGCCCCCGAAAAACUAUCUGCCCAUCCCGUCUGCGUCAUGAUUACUGGAAACGUUCCCCGCAUGUCUGUUUUUGAUUUUGAAGGACGACAACAGAAAACAUGACUGCUGGUUUGUAGCAGCGAUGGAAGGCGUGAUGUCAUCGGUGUGCGGUCAUGCUUUCAGCUUGUUUGCUUUGGUCCGAUCCAGAGAGGGAGCGUCUACUCCUUGGCGGUGUUUGUUUCUUCGAGCUUCACACAGCUGUCUAACACAUUUAUUUCAGUCUUUGCUCUAAUUUAACUUAUUUAGAAUACGAGCGUCUGUCGUCAACACUGAGAGCCAUGCUGUGGAGGAAACGGAUUCACGUGUCAACAACCGUUUUUCAUCCCCAUGAACCCUGCUGCUGUCGGGUUGGAUCCUCUCCACAUUAUGACUCAUGAGCUGAUCAUGUGACAUCUGAUGGGACCCAGUUGGACAUGGUUUGUUCCGGUCUGGUUCAAUUGGACUGGGUGUUCUUCAGUCUGCUUCAGUUGGAUCUGGGACUGUUCCAUUCUGGUUCAGCUGGACCUGUUCUGUUUCAGUGUGUUUCAGUUGGACCUGUUUUUUUCCCCGAUCUGGUUCGACUGGACCGGAUGUGUUCCAGUCUGCUUCAGCUGGACUGGGACUGUUCCGUUAUAGUUCAGUUGGGCCUGGUCGGUUCCUAGUUGAAUCAGCUGGAAGUGGUCCACUCCAGUCUGGUUCAUUUGGACCUGGCCUGUUCCAUUUUGGUUUACCUAGACUUAUUUUGUUCAGGUCUGGACCAGCUGGACUGGGUUUGUUCCAGCCUGGUUCAGCUAGACCUGAUCAGUUGUGGUCUGAUUUAGUUGGAUUGCGUCUGUUCCAGUCUUGUUUAGUUGGACAUGGUCUGAUCCGGUCUUGUUUAGUUGGACAUGGUCUGAUCCGGUCUUGUUUAGUUGGACAUGGUCUGAUCCGGUCUUGUUUCAGUCUAAUCUGACGUCUUCAGGUCCUCAUGAAGAGUUAAAACAUGUUUGUCAGACUAUCUAAAUACAUUUCUUUACAUUUCAGAUUUAGAUAAAACAGAAAUGUUUUACAGCGCAGUCACAAUACUUAAAAAUAAAAAGGUACUAGAGCUGCAACUAAUGUGUAUUCAUUUAAUUAUCAUUUAAUCUGGGAGUUAUUUUCUCAAUUAUCAAUAAUCGUUUGCUCUAAAAAUUGUAAUAAAAUUGUGAAAAAGUUUCAGUAUUUUCACAAAAAACAAGUUUACAAAAUCAAAAUCCUUCGUUUGUCCAUCUGUCAACUGUUCAAAUGCUAAAAGAUAUUCAGUUUACAUUCAGUCUGAAGAGCUGGAAUUUGAGUAUUUCUUUGCUUUAACUUCCACAGAGUAAAAUGAAAAAUGGAAUGCAUCCUGGUAGCUACAUACCUUAUUAUUCUGCUACAACUGGUUUGUUUGUAUGUCUUUAAACAAAUCACACUUAAGCACAGGAUGCAGUGACGGUGCUUAUUGACAUUGUGUAUAUAAUCAUAAUUUGUAUCACUUCUGCUAUUAAAGGGUGAGAGAGUGAUAACAAAAAAUAACAAUUUAAUGUUCAAUAUUUAACUGUAUUUCAAAUUGCAUUUUGUUUAAUAUAAAUAACAUUAACAAUGUGAAUACACAUCUUCAGAAACAUUUCUUUAUGAUCAGUUGCACCCCGACUUAUGUUGCUUUACAUUGGGGUCUAUGGCUUGUUAAGCUUCUUUAAGAGACUCAUCCCAGAUGUGUUGUUGUUGUUGUUGUAAAGAUGAAAUGUACUCUAUAUGUUGUUGUAAUAUAUAUAUUGCUACAUGUUGU